ACUGGAAAACCGGUGACAACAACCCUUACCCCAUGGCUAAUCCCGAAUUAAGGCUUCUUUUCCUGGAGCUGGAUAAAUGUUUCACUGAUCAGCAAAGAAAUGCUGCAGUGCUUUUAGUAAAGGACUAUGUACCAGAUGUAGCGGACAGGAUUACAAGUAUGGAUCAACUGCUUGGGGAACUGUUUGAUAGAGAGGUCAUUUGUAAAACUGACCUCAGUUUGAUACGUACCGUACUAGAGAAGGUCGAGGUCUCCGAUGGAUGGCAGGCGCUUGACAAAUUUUUCUCGCAGCUGAGUCCGGGCACCAAGGAAUACAUACAGCACCCUGCCCACCAAGACACGUUUAUUGGGCGAAAAGAAGAACUUAAGCACAUGAAGAUUUUCUUCAGGGGCCAGGAGCACGACACUCCCGCUUGUUUGUUCCUAAGCGGAUUCCCGGGAGUCGGCAAAACCCGCCUUGCCUGCCGGAUCUGCGACAUGCUCAGCAAAACAGCGGAAAUAGUCUUCUUAGAUCUGCGUAAGAUAACGGACGUCUCCACAAUGCGCAGAAGUAUGAUCCAGAAGAUAGACGGCCCUAAACAGACGUACGACCAGGAAACUCUUGACAUGCUUGUAAAGGAUUUUGAAAGACGUAAGAAAGAGUAUGUAGUGGUGUUGGACAAUGCCGAGGAUAUUCUUAAUCCAAAGUCUGGCGACACGACAGUGCUGGAUUUCAUGAGUCUCGUGGAGAGGUUGUGUACAGUCGGUCAUUCAGAUCAUCUGAAGAUCAUUAUUACAUCCAGAUUUCAGAAUCCACUGACAGCAGAAACAGGAAAACUGGGAAGAAAGCACAGCCUUAAAAUACACGUUGAAGAAAUGAAACUAGAUAAGAUGUCCUUGUCUGAUUCCGUAGAAUUCAUUAAAUACAAAAGUGGCAAAGCUGAGUUGAGGGAGAGAGACCCUGAGAAACUAGCAAAACUCUGCGGUUACUGUCCUCUUGCUAUGAAACUCGUGGCUGGUAGGUUGAAAAAUAAAGUGGUAAAGCCAAGAGAUAUGAUCAAGAUGCUGGAGAGGUCUGGGGCGAGUCUAAGAAAGAAGAAACGCCCAGGAAUGCAGAGGCUGGAGAUUAUCCAUGACCCAGAGACAGCGCACUACGAAGACAUGAAAUCCUGUAUUCAGAGCGCCUUCCACUAUGUGACUCCGGACGACCAGAACUUUCUCCUUAGACUCUCUGUGAUCCCCGCCAGUUUCAACAAGGACACUGCCGCUGCCGUCAGCGCUCUGCGAGAUCCCAGGGAGAUAGGUUUUAGGCUACAACUCCUCAUGUAUUACAACUUGGUGGACGUGGAAAACCCAUCACAACAAAGGACGACCGCAUCAGGUCAAUUUGGAGGACCUACUCGAUGGCGUUUGCAUACACUCCUAAAAAUGUUUCUUGAUGAAAAUGAAAAGAACCGGGCCGAAACUGAAGCUUUGGAGGAGGCAAAAGGCAAUUUUGUCCGACACUAUGCCAGAAUUGUUAAGAAAAUAGCUACAAAUUUAGAUUCUGACUACUCCACGGCAAUGAGAGGUAUGGAGAAUGAAGAGGCCAAUAUCUUUCACUUCUUUUUCCUGCAAAACAAAGUGGAAAGCAGAAAGGUUCAGACGCUGGAUGAUCCGAUAACCAGAACCGAUGUGGUGUAUCUUCUGGAACUAAUGGCCAACACUCCGGAAAGGCUGGAGUAUUUCAAACACAGGGUGGCUAAGGCCAAGGAAGAUGGACACUGGAGACAGUACGCCGAGUUCCGCUGUUGGGAAGCACUUCAGUACAAUAACCUUGGAGAAAAUACUGAAGUGGCAACUAGCAUACUAGAAGAUGCUUACGAACAUCUUAGUAAUUUACCGUCCAAAGAACAAACAUCUGUUGACGGCCAACUAGCAUUUGCUCAUUUCUAUCACAUUUGGGGCAACGUUUGUGUGGACAAAAGGGACUAUGCCACCGGUAUUGCGAUGUUGGAGAAGAGUGUGGUCAUCCGGAAACACAUCUGUGAUGAUAUCCUUGAGCGGCCCGGGUCGAUUUUGAUUAAAACCCUGAAUGAUCUGGGCCACGCCUAUUACAAGUGUUCUGAGUACUCUUACCCACGAAAGUGGUCGGCCUUACAACGAGCUUUGACAUACCACAGAGAGGCUUUGGAAUUGCGCCAAUCAUUGUCCCUGAACCACUGUGAUACAGUCACCUUUUACAUGAAUUUGGGAGCUUGUUACCACAGCAUGAAAGAUUUCCAGAAGGCCGUCGACACUUACCAGGCUGCGCUUGACUUGGAUGAGCGCCUACAUCUGUUCACAAUGAGCAUUAAAGCCACUAUCCUUAAAAACAUGGCGCUCAGUCUGCGUGCGCAGGGCAGUUUUGAGGACGGUUUUCAGCUUGCUGAGGAAGCCUACGACAUCAUGAAGAAAAACGAGGAUCUCAGAGAGCCAGCCCGAUGUCUGUACAUCUGUGGAUUACUACAGAUAGAAAUGAAAAAUUACGACAAGGCGAUAGGGUAUUUCGAGAAGCAGUUGGAGUUGGAGGAAAAGCUACUAAGAGACGGCAGGCCUCAUAGCGACGACUGGCAAGGCCUGAAGAAAAAGUUCAGUGACCUGUGUAAACUGACGGACUCGGACUGGAAACACUACAGCGACAGAUUCCAGAAUGCAGAAAAGGCGUAUGAAAACGCCACGAGAAGCGGACAACACUUCCGGAAAAUGGCUCGUAGCAAGCGUCGGCGGCACUCGGACUCUUCUCAAAGCAGCACAGAUUCUGACUCCUCACAGAAAAGAACUAAGAAAGAUAUUGACGAAUGCAUCAACCCCAAUAUCUACGAGAAUGAAUACUUCAAGAUACUUUCCAAAGAAAAGGUGUUCUCUCGUCAACGAGACUUGUCCUUGUCCGAUAAAGACAAACUCCCUGGAAUAGGCAACAAUCCACCGCUACCUAUUCGUCGUUCAGAUUCUAGAACUGGCUCUAGUAUGCUCCCCGUCAUCGGAGACCGAAGGCGGUUAUCGGACCAGGCAGGAGAGUUCCAACGAGAACGGAACAAAAUGACAGACUGGCUGCGGUACUACACCAAGCAUUGUAAUAUUCUCUAACGGCAUCGUGCAUGUGAUGUGACCGUUACAACAUGUCUCUAAAACACAGAGCCUGAUAACAUGCGUAAUUAAAUACCGGUUGCCGUGUUCUCCUGGAUGCUGGGUGUAUCUUGUGCAUGUUUCUCAGCAUUUUCUCGUGGUUUAUUAGAUGUACUUCUUCUCGUACCUUAGCGGACAUUCUCCCUCACCGCAUGUCAGGUGUGUUGAUGACAGUAUAUACAUCACCACAUAUUCUCGUGAACGGCUACAUGUCUGCAUGUCUGGAUUACAAGGUAUACAUCACGACAUUUUCUCAUGAACUGCUGCAUGUCCGGAUUAUAGGGUAUACAUUACAUGUUUUCAUGAAUUGCUGCACGUCUGGGACUACACCACGACAUGUUCUUAUUAACUACCGCGUGCAUGUGUUGAUUACAGCAUACAUCACAUCGUGUUCUUGCUGCAUGUGUGGAUUAUGAGGUAUACAUCACGACAUGUUCUCAUAUGUUCUCGUUAACUGCUGCAUGUCUGGAUUGUAGGGUCUACAUCACGACAUGUUCUCAUGAACUGCCGAAUGCAGGUGCUGAUUAUAGCAUACAUCACUGCGUGUUCUGGUGAAUUGCUGCAUGUGUGGAUUAUGGAGUCUGCAUCACGACAUGUUCUCGUGAACUGCUGUGUUGAUUAUAGCGUAUAUCACAAACUUCUGGAUGUAUUAACGUUUAACACCAUACUUCUCACUUUUUAACUGUAAACGCAACUGCUGCCGAGGUUGUCAUUUUAAGUUAAACUUAAUUCCUUUUGUAUUUUAUUCAUCUCAACAGACUACAGGUAUAAUGGUGUCGCCUUUCCGAAGCGCAAUGUUUAUCGGGAUUCCUACUGGGGUUAAAAACUGGUUAUAAUCAGAGAAACUGCAGCUGUCAUUUCAAAUUUGUUAAUUCCCUCUAUAAAAGCAAUACGGUGACCAUUACCCAAACAUUACUUAUUGAUUUUUCCACAUUAAGUGUUUCACGCCGUGUUCAAGAAUAUUUCAUUUUUUCGCCGGCGUCCAGCAUUAUGGUGACAGGAAACCGGGCCGAGUAGGAGAAACGCACCACCGUCCGCAGGUUGCUGACAUUUAUAAAUAUACGAACGGAAAGGAAGCCAGGAUGAGUAAAAGUGAAAGGCUCUGGAGUAAGUGUUCUGCGCUAGCACGCUAACCACUCGGCUUCGGAGUCCCCAAGUCUAAGGAAUGACAUGUAUCGACACAUACAAUCAUUAUGCUGCAGUUCCAUUGUGUUGUGUGGUAAUUUGUGUGCAAAAGUCGUAUCUUCCCUCGGAACGGAUUGAAGGGAAGAUUUUUUGAAGGUAUUAUUUUUUUAGUUUGCCAAUUAAGCAGUAUUUCGCAUUGCCCCUUUAUAUCCUUCAUUACCCGGCUGAUCAUUUGACAAAUGCUUAUAAUGUUUUAUUGAAGUGUAUUUUGAUUUUAAGGCUACAGUCUGCAUCUACCAGUAGACUUGGUGUUUCGGGCGCAAUUCAAUGAAGUAACUUCUAUGCAUAUCAUGGAUGGUCUGUUUUUAUAUUACGUGAAAUAAAAACAAA
Liolophura sinensis is the source of this 4640-nucleotide messenger RNA. RefSeq lists its product as uncharacterized. Lineage: Eukaryota; Metazoa; Mollusca; Polyplacophora; Chitonida; Chitonidae. The coding region runs from base 33 to 3086 and encodes 1017 amino acids. The record is from RefSeq and is a predicted model, not a curated record. The transcript is spliced from 8 exons. Gene Ontology annotation, molecular function: protein binding; ATP hydrolysis activity. Gene Ontology annotation, biological process: regulation of apoptotic process.